AUGGCAACGAAUCCAUAUAAUAACUGGACAACGCCCUGCCUCGAUGGCAGUGCUGGGACCAUUAUAUCUGCUACGAGUUGGUGCGCUGACGGGUUUUACUGUCCUAAUAUGACGCUGGGAGAACUACCUGUAUCAUGUCCACCGAGUCCACGGUGUCUUGUACAGCGAUUGCUAUCGAUUCCAUGCAGUAUGCCUCAAGGACGGCUGGAACCGAUCAUUUGCAAAGCGGGAUACUACUGUCCUGAUUAUUCGAAGCAGACUAUAUGUCCAGAGGGGUCAUAUUGUUUGACUGGCUCAGUUGCUCCCAUACCAUGUAACCUUGGAUCAUCAUGCCCUCAAGGAACCACAUCCCAAACCUACUACCUACCGCUCGUGAUCUGCGUCUUCCUAGACUUUGGCCUACUCUUAAUAUGGAUUCACGGACGCCUGAUCGAACGUCGACGCCAACGUGAAUCUAAAGAUCUCGCAGAUAGUUCAUCAACAACAUUUAAAUUCAAUACGAGUCCCGGUCUCGUGUCUGCUUUUCAACGCGGGAUGGAUGGUCAUGUUUUGACUGUUGGUAUUGAGUUUCAGGAUAUUUCGUUGCUGAAAGGUGGCAAGCAUAUCCUGACGAGGGUGUCUGGAGGUAUAAGGAGUGGAAAGUUGACUGCUAUUAUUGGGCCUUCUGGUGCUGGAAAAACAACAUUUCUCCAUGUUCUCAUGGGGAAGUUACGGCAAACAAGUGGCGAGAUGCGCAUUAAUGGGAAGGCUACUGAAUUACACAAAUACCGUCGCAUUGUGGGCUACGUACCACAAGAAGAUACAAUGAUACCAGAACUUACCGUCCGCGAAAAUAUACUGCAUUCAGCUCGGAUACGUCUACCAAGACGUUGGUCUCGACGUGAAGUGUCUGAUUACGUCGAUUUGGUUAUUGAUGUCCUUGGGUUGACCGAAGUAGCCCAUUCCCUAAUUGGAGACGAUAUAAAGCGAGGGAUUUCUGGCGGACAGAGGAAGCGUGUCAAUAUCGGGAUUGAACUGGCCGCUGUGCCGGUAGUGCUCUUUUUAGAUGAACCCACGACAGGACUCGAUUCAACAGCGGCAUUAGCCGUUGUAGAGUCUUUGAAAGCUGUUAGCUCCACGUUGGGAAUAACGAUCGUGUCUGUUAUUCAUCAGCCUCGUUCUGAAAUAUUCGAGACCUUGGACGACGUCCUGGUUCUAGGACGAAACGGUUUCACGUCAUAUAACGGACCAGUAGCAGACGCACAACCGUAUUAUGAAUAUCUUGGUUAUAAAUUCGGAAACGGUAACCCAGCAGACACGAUACUCGACAUUCUCAACGAAAAGCAAGCCCGACCAAGAAACUCCAGAUACGAAGACGGUGAAGGACUCGACGGACUGCCUUUGCAAAAAAUCAUACUAAGUCGAGGCCAAAAGACUUCUCCACCAUCUCCACCGCUAUCUAUACACACUCCCAACGAUGGACAGGACGUCCUCCCUCCACGUUCAGAUUCUUUGUACUCGCCCCUUCUUCUUAAAGGACCCGAGCUUCAAGGAGAAGAUGAUGUGGAAGACUUUGACAAGAUCGCAACGAGACUGGUGAGGGAACGUGGUGCCAAUUUCUUUAUGCAGUUGUAUUAUUGUCAUAGUCGGUCGAUGCUGCAACAGAAACGGGCUAUUAUGUCGGUGAUAUUGGAAGUUGUUGUUGGAUCGGUUGCUGGAUUGUUGAUGGCUGUUGCAGCAGGACAAUCCGAGCUGUAUCGAGCACUCUGGAUAACACCAUAUACAGUAAUAAGUCCUUCGACACAGGACUGGGACGUAGCGUUAUACGCUCUUCUAGUUGGAUCAUCGUCUGCAUUAGCAGGUGGUCCACCAGGCACACGGGUAUUUGGUUUCGAACGCCCCAUAAUGUGGCGAGAAACCGCAUCUGGACAUUCACGGCUUGCCUACUUUCUAGCCAAAAACAUAUCGUUUACAUACCGCAUGAUCCUAUCCGCGGCCCAUUUCGCGGCAGUGCUACAUGUGAUGGCAACUCCACCUAUAGCAUACUCGUCUUUGUUUUUGGUCAUAAUGGGCAACCUGUUUGGAGUUUAUGGGCUGAGUAUAAUAACAUCGCUGUGUUUCAGGAUUGAGGAUGCUGCGUUGGCGGCUGUUAUAUUCUCUAUGGCUGCUGCUAUUAUGUGUGGAUUUGAACCUACUCUCCACGACGCCCAAUCCUGGAACCUCGAAUGGCUGUGGUCUCUAAGCUACAACCGCUGGACGGCAGAAGCAAUGGUGUCCGAGUACGCAAAUCCAUACAACAGUGUCUACAUCACAGCAUACACCAGCUCAACAUACGGAUACACAUUCAAUCGAUUUGGGGUUGAUAUCGGCAUAGCAAUCGCCAUUGGAGUUGGAUUUAGAUUGAUUGCGUUUGUGUUGAUGGUCGUUACGAAUCGCGAGAAACAACGAUAG
Synchytrium microbalum is the source of this 2430-nucleotide messenger RNA. RefSeq lists its product as uncharacterized. The record is from RefSeq and is a predicted model, not a curated record. The transcript has 14 exons. Bases 1 to 2430 code for a protein of 809 amino acids. Gene Ontology annotation, molecular function: ATP hydrolysis activity; ATP binding; ABC-type transporter activity. NCBI's taxonomy places the organism in Eukaryota, Fungi, Chytridiomycota, Chytridiomycetes, Synchytriales, Synchytriaceae.